This is a messenger RNA of Sarcophilus harrisii (Tasmanian devil), 2553 nucleotides long. It is a transcript of the gene CRTAM, whose product is annotated as cytotoxic and regulatory T cell molecule. Gene Ontology annotation, biological process: positive regulation of natural killer cell mediated cytotoxicity directed against tumor cell target; detection of tumor cell; cell recognition. Bases 20 to 1216 code for a protein of 398 amino acids. Gene Ontology annotation, cellular component: plasma membrane. The transcript is spliced from 10 exons. The record is from RefSeq and is a predicted model, not a curated record. Gene Ontology annotation, molecular function: signaling receptor binding. NCBI's taxonomy places the organism in Eukaryota, Metazoa, Chordata, Mammalia, Dasyuromorphia, Dasyuridae.
GAACAAAAAGGAAGUUGACAUGUCACAGGCAACUCUUUACACUAUGACUUUGUGGAUAGUUCUCAGCCUGUUAGCUUGGUUCCCCUUACAAGAGGCUUCUUUGACUACUCACACAGAAACUCUCAUAGUGGAAGAAGGCCAGAUGCUCACUCUAAAAUGUGUCAUUUCUCAAGCUAAGGAGUCAUCUCUCCAGUGGGUAUCUCCCUCUGGGUUUACCAUUUUUUUUGACAAGCAUCCUGUUUUAAAAAAUCAAAAAUACCAGCUGUUAAAUCACUCCAAUGAUCAACUCACCAUCAGCAUAUCGAAUGUAACUCUUCAUGAUGAAGGCGUAUACAAAUGUCUACAUUAUAGCAAACCAGUGAGAACUAAGGAAGUGAAUGUAAUUAUAUUGGCAACUCCUUCCAAGCCAACAGUGGAAGCAUCCACCAUCAGAACUCCCAAUGGGAGAGAGGUGCUGCUAAAAUGUUUCACAAAAGGAAGCAAGCCCCCUCCACAGAUAACCUGGCUUUUGAGCAAUGGCAUUGAACUUUAUGGUGAAACUCAGCAUACAUUUGAAUACAAUGGAAAGAAGUGUAAUACAACAAGCACACUUAGAGUUCACGCAUAUGGGGAAAAUGCAACAGCUAACUGCCUUGUCCGACAUGAAGGCCUACGAGGGGAAAAAUUAGUGGUUCCAUUUCGAUUUGAAGAUUUAGAUCCAGAUUCAGAUUCAGAUAGGAUGGAGCACAGCACAUUGCCCUUUCAGUCCUCUCAGUAUUCCACUGAAUUUGUAAUGGAAGAGUUCAGUUCUGUGGAUAUUGGUACAACAGGGCAUGAACAAACUAGUCACAAAUAUAACUCCAUCUCUGAAGAAAAUCCAACCUCUGUAGAAAUCACAAAGAAGAAACAUGGAAUUCUGUUGCUCACUCUUGUAUCUUUCCUCAUUUUGUUCCUCUUCAUCGUAGUACAACUUUUUAUAAUGAAGCUAUGGAAAGCACAUGUGAUAUGGAAAAAAGAAAAUGACAUUUCAGAAAUGACACUGGAGAGUUAUAAAUCUAGGUCAAAUAAUGAUGACACAGCAUCCCAGGAGAAGAAUGACCAAAUUUUCGGUCACAAGUGUGGUAUGAAAUAUAUUAUAACAUCAUAUAUGGAAAGAAAAUCUAAGAAUCCAAAAGAAAAUAUACAGAAUGCUACACUGAAGCAAGAACCAAAUCAUCUACCAGAAACUAUUGUAUAAUGCUUGAUAUCACGUUAAAGUAACACAACAGGGUAAAUGAGGGUAUCAUAACUGACACUUAAAAAGAAAAUGAGCAAUAACUUAUCCAAAGAACCAAAGAGCUCAUUUUGACCUCCGUGGAACAGACUGUACAGGACAUUAAUACUGUUGUACUCAAACGGUGCAGUAUAAGCAGUAUCCCAUUAAGAAGAUCUGAUCCAAAUCAGAGCAGCAAACUAUGGAUAUAAAUGGGUUUUUAUUUACCUACUUCUAUGCCAAACACUACUUCAGAGUAAGAAGAGUCUACUGAGGCUUGUGGAUCAGAGUCAAAGUGACCAACUGACUUAUGGUGCACAGCAAAAUUUUUCAGAUUACAAGUUUGGACAACUUUAUUUUUAUUGGGAAAUUACUUUUUUCAAUUCUUUAACAUUUUUAUUUAAAGUUUUGAGUUUCAAAUUCUAUCCUUCCCUCCUUCUUCCCCUCCCUGAAGUAAUAAACAAUCAGAUAUAGGUUAUAAUGUGCACUUACAUAAAACAUUUCUGCCAGUCUUUUUGUAUAAAAAGAGUUGAAUAAAAGGAAAAAUGAAAGCAAGCAAGUGAAAAAUAGCAUGCUUUAAUCUGUAUUCAAAUAAUAUCACUUCUUUCUCUGGAGGACAACUUUAUAAGCAUAUACCUUGGGGUAGCUAGGUGGUGCACUGGAUAGAGCACUGGCCCUGGAUUCAAAAUAAUAUGAUUUCAAACCCAGUGUCAGAAACUUGACACUUAUAAGCUGUAUGACCCUGAUUACCUUGCAAAAAAAGUAUAUAUUUUUCCAUAUGGAGAAUGGAUUCAUAAACUCCCUCAUCUGAAUCAGAUGGAAAAGUAAAAAGGGGAAAUCCUGAAAUGGUCUCAGGAUAAAAUUUGGGGUGAAAAAGACUAAAAGAAUAUCAUGUUUAAAAAUUCUCUGAAAAAUAAUCAAAUUUCAAUGUGGAAGGUAUACAGAGACUCCUCGACAUUUGACACCACCCUCUUCUUCCCUGGAUUUGAAAAAGCAAAGGUGGGUCUUUGCUAAAUAACAUGUUGUUCUGGUGUGGACAGUUUUUAACCAUAGAUGCCUUGAACACAUUUACAAAAUUAAAAGUGUAAUCAUUUUCCUCACUGUUGUGUGCAUGUAACACAUGCUCUGUACUUAACUUUCCCCACCUUUAUUGUACUGACAGACUGGGACCUUACAGCAAUAAUACUCCUCCUUUUAGUAUCUGUGGGAAGCCCUAAAGGGUUGGGAAAGGGAAAUAAUUUUUCUAAUUCUAUAGAUCAUGAGUCCCCACCCAUUAUGCUUUUUUUCUUGAUUAUCAGUUAAUCUUAAUAAGCCAAUCUUAA